This is a messenger RNA of Nothobranchius furzeri (turquoise killifish), 1450 nucleotides long. It is a transcript of the gene fdx2, whose product is annotated as ferredoxin 2. Gene Ontology annotation, biological process: P450-containing electron transport chain; positive regulation of oxidoreductase activity. Gene Ontology annotation, molecular function: 2 iron, 2 sulfur cluster binding. Lineage: Eukaryota; Metazoa; Chordata; Actinopteri; Cyprinodontiformes; Nothobranchiidae. The record is from RefSeq and is a predicted model, not a curated record. Gene Ontology annotation, cellular component: mitochondrion.
UAUUGGCUACUUUCAAUCAUGUGAUCAAAACAGAGUCAUGGCGGCGUCUGCAGCUGCCCGGACGAGCAUUGGUUUAACUUUGAGGUUUCAUCGAGUAAUUCCGGACUGUAGCAAAUGCCCCCUGUACAGACUAAAGAGCUGUACCAGCAACAGAGCUAACCCCCAAAGAAGAAGCUCAUUUAAUAGCUUUCGGACGAUGAAUCGGCAUCUGCAGACGAGUAAAUGUCUUUCCCAGGCCCAGGAGGGUAGCUCCAACUCAGAAGACCCAGAUGAUGUAGUUAAUGUGGUGUUCAUAGACCGGUCUGGCAAGAGGAUCCCCGUUAAAGGCAAAACGGGAGAUAACGUCUUGUUUCUGGCCCACAAACAUGGAAUUGAACUAGAAGGAGCCUGUGAGGCGUCGCUGGCCUGCUCAACGUGCCACGUCUACGUGAGCGCAGCUCAUUUCGACAAACUGCCAGAACCAGAAGAAAGAGAGGACGACAUGCUCGACAUGGCGCCCAUGCUGCAGGAGAACUCCCGACUCGCAUGUCAGAUCGUUCUCACUCCAGACCUCGAUGGGAUGGAGCUCACCCUGCCAAAAGUCACCAGGAACUUCUACGUGGACGGCCAUGUCCCCAAACCUCAUUGAAUGGAGCCACAGAUGAUAAAGGGGAGGGGGGGUUGUAUCUAAAGAUGUGAGGCUUUUGCUGUGUGCUGGCUGAGAGGUGGGAUGACUGAAAAGAUUUACGACUAGGAUAGUAAUGUGAGCAGCAACUCCCAGGAAGUGUCACUGACGUCAGCACAGACCUGCAGCGGAGAACAGGCCAAGUCCUCAAACUACACUAGUCCCACUGGAGUUGGUCUCCAUGGUUACAUGCACAGAGAAACUGAUGAUGACUGAUGAUGUAUUUAUUUAUGUGAGGAGUUCUCAGGCUUCAGUCUCAGAGACCUGAAACAUCAGUCAGAUCGAGAUUAUCUCUGAACGGAACAUUCCUUGUUACAGCUUUUAUACGCACAAGAAUCCCAGAAUAAUCCUCAUGACCAUUAUUGUCCUGAUUUAUGUCGCAUAUGCAUAUUGUUCACUUUUAUGUACCAUAUUCAUCUGUAGAUGUUUCAGUGUUUUGUUGAAUUAGUCCUAAAAGUCAAAUUUCAGAAAAGCUUUCCUUCUUUAGUCGGACCGAAAAGCCAUAAUCUACAAUAAAGUAACUGAUGCUUAAAGGUGGAUUAACCACAAAACUGAACAAAGGGAUGAAGUCUGUUCAUUCGAAACAUUUCAGAACGUUCUGGUGCCCCAUUCAGCUGUGGCCUGAUCCAGAGCCGGAAGUGUGCGUUCUCCAUCAACACAGUAGGGGUUUACCAUGUCUACCUUUGACUCAAGUCUAUUUGUCCAACACGCACAAAUGGAAGUGAAUUUUCUCUUAUAAUUGCAAAUAUUUCAAGUUGUACAAUUAAAUAUUUCUUUGAAAAUGGU